GUUAAAAAUACCUAUUUUUGUUUGAAAAUAUGUAUUGUGCUCACAUGCGUCAUUGUAACUCCUGUAUAGCCUGUUGACCCCAGGAAGGAGCAGCUGCUGCAUGUGCAACAGCUAAUGGGGUUCAUAGUAAACUAAACAAGCUUGCCCCCCCUCUCAAAGCUUGCUCGGUCCUGUGUGGCUCGGUUGGUAGAGCAUGGCGCUUGCAACGCUAGGAUUGUGGGUUCGAUUCAUGCAGGGGCCACCCAUAUGAAAUUGUAUGCACGCACUACUGUAAGUCACGUUGGAUGAAAGUGUCUCCUAAAUGCCAUGUAUUAUUAUGAAUUCAAUUGCUGUAGUUCCUCAGUUCCAAUUCCUGGUCGUUGUCAUUGAAAAGCACCCUCCUGUUAGCUUUGACAGACUUGACCUCAACAGGCUUGUGGUAAAGAUGUCCACGCUUUUUUGAUUGCAAAACAAUACACUUCAUCCCUCUAUUCCUUGGCUAGUUUAGCUAGCUGCUCUAUGUGCCACUUUUUCUCUUCUGGGGAAGAGUCCAUGGAAGCCGUGUGGUUUCCAUGGACCAUUACUGCAGCCUAGUGUUCCUGCGCUGAAAUACUACAUCUCUCCCAGGGAUGGUUAGGUUUGUGAAUGUGACGAAGCCUCUCACACAAACCCCCUUAAGCAUGUUACUCCUGACCUCUCUUCAUUUUUUGGGGGAUCCCCCGGUGAUUGCGCGCCUUGUUUUCAUUUUGUUCAAAUGGGUUCAGAAGAUCUUUUAAAGACACCCUAAAUGCCUAAAUGCCAGAAAUAUGUGGGGUACGAUGCCCUAGUAUAGUACUCCUACAUUGCAACUCAUUUGUAACUGGUAGUACACAAAAUAGUGACACAGAACUCUGAGGUAUGUAUGUUUGUAUUGACUGUUACGUUUCAAUUUUGAAAUAGCAAAACAGUUCAUAAUUCAAACUUCAACAGUAUAGUUCAUUCACAUUGCCUAACAGCCAUGCCUUAUCUUUGCAGAUAAUGAAUCCCAAUUUUAUACAAGAAGUGGCUCCAGAGUUCCUGGUCUCACUAGCGGAUGUGACAUGUGCAUUCGGGGAGACGGUGGUCCUGUGCUGCAAAGUGUGUGGACGUCCCAAACCCAACGUCACUCUGAAAGGACCCGAUCAGAGCCCGCUUGUCAACAACAGCAGGUUCACCAUAAACAUUAGGGAUACGGGCGACAUUCUGCUCAAGAUCUGUAACCUGAUGCCCCAGGACACCGGCAUCUACACCUGUGUGGCCGUCAACGACCAUGGUACCGCCUCCUCCUCCGCCUCCAUCAAAGUACAAGGUAUUCCAGCAGCACCUGCGAGGCCAGUGGCCCAGGAGGCCAGUAGCAAUGCAGUGAUCGUCCACUGGCUCCCCCCAGCAAGCUCAGCUAACUGUGCUGUGUCUAGCUACACAGUGGAGUACAGGCAGGAAGACUCCCUGGUGUGGCAGCAGUCGGUGGUCUCCACCGUAGAUGUGUGUGUGAAAAUUGAAGAUCUCAUUCCUGGGGGGCACUACCAGUUCCGGGUCAGUGCCAGUAACCCCUGGGGUAUCAGUCCGCCAAGCGAGCCCUCAAACAUGGUGACCCUGCCCAGCGGGACUUCCACAUAUGAUGGAACGGGCAUUCAGUGGAAAGGCAACUUUGAAUCGUCUUUCACAGAAAUUUGUGAGAUCGGACGGGGCCGAUUCUCUGUAGUGAGAAAGUGUCUGAACAAGGCCAGUAAGAAGGAGGUGGCUGUGAAGUACGUCACUAAGAAGAUGCAGAAGAAGGAGCAGGUAGCCCACGAGGCGGACAUCUUAUGCCACGUCCAGCAUCCUCAGCUGGUGGCUCUGACCGACACCUACGAGUCCCCCACCUCCCUCAUGCUGGUCUUCGAGCUGCUGGAGGGCGGGAGGCUGCUGGACUACUUGGUGGCCCAUGAUGAGCUGAUGGAGGAGAAGGUGGCCUUCUUUGUGAAGGACACCUUAGAGGCAUUGCAGCACCUCCACACCUGCAGAGUGGUACAUUUAGACUUAAAGCCUGAGAACCUCCUGGUGGAUCUCCACGUGCCUGUUCCCUGCAUCAAGCUCAUAGACUUUGGAGAUGCGGUCCAGGUGUCUGGCCACCGUUAUGUCCACCUGCUCCUGGGAAACCCAGAGUUUGCUGCUCCGGAGCUGAUCCAGGGCACCCCGGUGUCGCUGAGCACGGACGUGUGGAGCGCCGGUGUCCUGGCCUACGUCAUGCUGAGCGGCGUCUCGCCCUUCCUGGACGAGAGCCUAGAGGAAACGUGCGUCAACAUCUGCAAGCUGGACUUCUGCUUCCCCGAGGACUACUUCCAGGGAGUGAGUCAGGCGGCCCGGGACUUCAUCAAAUCUACCCUGCAGCAGGACCCCAGGAAGAGGCCCAGUGCCACCACCUGUCUCCAGCAUCCCUGGGUGGGUGCCCACAGUGGAGACUACUCCAAGAACCCACUGGACACUGGUCGCCUGGCCUCCUUCAUUGACAGACGGCGGCAGCUGCACGAUGUGCGCCCCGUCACCAACAUCAAGGGACUGGUGACCAGUAGCAUGGGACACACCCUAUAAACACCCUAUGAAUACAACACACAGGUGGAAUGAAAACACACUGUCAGCAGUACUACAGGACUCUGCCAUUGAUACAUGGUUCCCCAUGAAAAUGUAACUCUGAAUAGGGGAUAACAACUUGUCAACAAACAUGUUAUGUGGAUAUCAUGUCUGUGUUCAAAAUGCCAGUAGCCAAGACAUUGACAUUUGAUUGAUUGAGAUGUUUCAGAGCUGUAGUAUGAAGCCAUAGACGCCAUCUUACUCUUGUUGUGUCCAUCUAUUGUAAAUGCCAACAUUUCUAAAUAUCAUCCUUGGAAAUUAUAACUAUCAGAGAAAGAUCUAUGAGAGGUAGUAUAACUGUUGAAUGUCAUUUAUUGUAGAACGUGGUUAACACUUGAGUAAGUGCUAUUGUAUGUGAAGAAAUAUUCAGCAUUGGUCGCUUGGAGCAGUGGUUCCCAAACUGUGGGGUCGGCAGGGGGGCGCAGAGCAGUACCAGUUAAAGUUAUUUAUUUUUUACUAUUUUCUACAUUGUAGAAUAAUAGUGAAGACAUCAAAACUAUGAAAUCAUGUAGUAACCAAAAAAAGUGUUUAACAAAAUAGAUUGAAGAAUCUAAAAAGUAGCCACCCUUUGCCUUGAUGACAGCUUUGCACACUCUUGGCAAUCUCUCAACCAGCUUUUUAAAUGUAUUUUAUUUUUACCUUUAUUUAACUAGGCAAGUCAGUUAAGAACAAAUUCUUACGGCCUAGGAACAGUGGGUUAACUGCCUGUUCAGGGGCAGAACGACAGAUUUGUACCUUGUCAGCUCGGGGGUUUGAACUUGCAACCUUCCGGUUACUAGUCCAAUGCUCUAACCACUAGGCUACCCUGCCUCCCCAGCUUCAUGAGGAAUGCUUUUCCAACAGUCUUGAAGAAGUUCCCACAUAUGCUGAGGAGUUGUUGGCUGCUUUACCUUCACUCUGCGGUCCAACUCAUCCAAAACCAUCUCAAUUGGGUUGAGGUCGGGGGAUUGUGGAGGCCAGGUCAUCUGAUGCAGCACUCCAUCACUCUCCCUGGUCAAAUAGCCCUUACACAACCUGGACGUGUGUUUUGGGUCAUUGUCCUGUUGAAAAACAGAUGAUAGUCCCACUAAGCUAAAACCAGAUGGGAUGGCGUAUCGCUGCAGAAUGCUGUGGUAGCCAUGCUGGUUAAGUGUGCCUGGAAUUCUAAAUAAAUCACAGACAGUGUCAGCAGCGAAGCACCCCCACACCAUCACACCUCCUUCUCUAUGCUUCACGGUGGGAACCACACAUGAGAAGAUAAUCCAUUCACCUACUCCGCAUCUUCCAAAGACCCAGCGGUUGGAACCAGAAAUCUCAAAGUUGGACUCAUCAGAUGAAAGGACAGAUUUCUACCGGUCUAAUGUCCAUUGCUCGUGUUUCUUGGCGCAAGCAAGUCUCUUCUUAUUAUUGGUGUCCUUUAGUAGUGGUUUCUUUGCAGCAAUUUGACAAUGAAGGCCUGAUUCACGCAGUCUCUUCUGAACAGUUGAUGUUGAGAUGUGUCUGUUACUUGAACUCUGUGAAGCAUUUAUUUGGGCUGCAAUCUGAGGUGCAGUUAACUCUAACGUAUUCUCUGCAGCAGAGGUAACUCUGGGUCUUCCUUUCCUGUGGCGGUAGUCAUGACAGCCAGUUUCAUCAAAGCCCUUGAUGGUUUUUGCAACUGCACUUGAGAAAACUUUCCAAGUUCUUGAAACUUUCCAGAUUGACUGACCUUCAUGUCUUAAAGUAAUGAUGGGCUGUUGUUUCUCUUUGCUAAUUUGAGAUGUUCUUGCCAUAAUAUGGACUUGGUCUUUUACCAAAUAGGGCUAUCUUCUGUGUACCACCCCUAACUUGUCACAACACAACUGAUUGGCACAAACGCAUUAAGAAGGAAGAAAUUCCACAAAUUAACUUUUAACACGGCACACCUGUUGUUUCAAAUGUAUUCCUGGUGACUAACUCAUGAAGCUGGUUGAGAGAAUACCAAGAGUGUGCAAAGCUGUCAGAAAUGUCCAGAUCAACUAGCCCAUGUCAGCUAGCGUUUUUAUAUUUAGGUUUUUUAGCCCAAUUUCUUCGUCACUCAAAUAUCAAAUGAAUACACAUUAGACAUAGCAACACGUAUAGAACUGCAACAAAAAAAAACUUUAAAACUGCAAAAUGUUCUUUGCAACC
Messenger RNA from Oncorhynchus nerka (sockeye salmon), 4734 nucleotides. Its product is annotated as kalirin-like. Bases 997 to 2568 code for a protein of 523 amino acids. Gene Ontology annotation, biological process: protein phosphorylation; intracellular signal transduction; positive regulation of apoptotic process. The transcript is spliced from 9 exons. Gene Ontology annotation, molecular function: protein binding; ATP binding; protein serine/threonine kinase activity. The record is from RefSeq and is a predicted model, not a curated record. Gene Ontology annotation, cellular component: nucleus. NCBI's taxonomy places the organism in Eukaryota, Metazoa, Chordata, Actinopteri, Salmoniformes, Salmonidae.